GAGCUAAUACUUACCUUUCUGUCCAAAAAUGGAGAAUGAGAGAGAAGAAAUGGAAUCUACUAAUGGUAAGAGCAAAAGGGUAUGCGUUAGAGUCGAAAACGACGCCGUUUGCGCCACCGGAGGUAGGUGGGAUGAGUUAAGCCCGGAGUUAUUAGCUUCAAUUUUCGUAAGGAUUGUUCCGCCGGAGCUGAUGGUGAAGUCAGUGGCCUUAGUUUGCCGGAAUUGGAUGGAGAUAGUGUCCGGUCCGUACUGCUGGACGGAGAUUGAUCUGGAACACUGGUGCCGUAAAUGCUGCAUUGCUAAUCGUUCCCACUUGAUUGACCCGGUUGUCCGUAAAAUUGUUCGCCGGAGCAGGUCCACAUUCCGCCGACUUUCCACUUACCGUCUCGGCGAUGUCGGAUUCUCCUUUGCUGCUAGCCGUGGAAGAUGUCUCAAGACACUGCAAAUCCCUAUGUGUGAAGUCACUGACCAGGUGGUUGAAAAGCAUGUGAGGUUCUUGGCCAAUCUAACCUUCUUGGACAUCAGUUACUGUUUGAAGAUCACAGAGAAGGGUCUGAAAGCUUUCGGAACACAAUGCAAGUCCUUGACUCAUCUCCGAAGAAACAUGCCUCUUUGGGAGCUGCCCACCAGUGUUGAAGCUUCUGAUAUCAAUGAUCAGGAGGCGCUGAUUAUAGCGGAAACUAUGAAAGGUCUCCAGCGCCUUGACUUUGCUUUCAACCGGUUGAGCGAUACUGGCAUUGAGACUAUUCUCACCCAGUGUAAGGCACUAACACACCUUGAAAUCCAAGGGUGUUGGAAUGUGGAGCUGAAGGGUGAUCUUGAGGUAAGAUGUAAAAAGCUUGUAGACUUUCGGAGCCCUUGGAUCGAUGAACAUGAGGAUAACCUUGUUGAUUCCUCGGAUAAUGAAGAUGAAUCUGAUGAUGAGUCAAUCUACUCUGAAUCGCCCUCUUCAUCAGAUUUGGAUUAGAUGGUUGCAUUGCACCACCUUCUAAGUCUCUUUAUGCUGUUGUUUUGGGACCUUUUGGAUUCGUAUCUAUGCAGAUCACUGCGCGUAGACAUUCUAAAUAUGGGUUUUUGUUUGUCUUUGAGACAUGUUAUCAGUAAGAGUUGUAAACUCUAUGCUUGAAACUUGAAUUAGUACUUUAAGCUUUGCUAUGCUGUUUGAUGAAAUUACUAUAUGCUGCAAUGAACAUGUUACUUAU
Molecule: messenger RNA, 1202 nt
Organism: Solanum verrucosum
Lineage: Eukaryota; Viridiplantae; Streptophyta; Magnoliopsida; Solanales; Solanaceae
Product: F-box protein FBW2-like
Exons: 2
Coding region: 29-967 (312 amino acids)
Molecular function (GO): protein binding
Source: RefSeq, a predicted model, not a curated record